GCCACGACCGGCCCCGUCCGUUCAGUCGAGUUUGAAGUUGCGCUUCAAGCGAACGGUUCCUUCCUCUCGCUGUAGUAGGUAGAGCAGCAAAAUUUCAGUGACUACGUGACAUUCGGCAGACAGUCCAGGAAAGUGGGUUUUUAGGGGUUGUGGAGACUGACUGGUGGUGAAGCUAUAAUCUUGUUUGCUUCGUUUGAGUGAAAUUUGAAACGGUUUUUUUUGUUCUGCGAGCCCAUUUCGCGUGCUAAUUGUGUUGAACUAUACCCAGUGUAAAGGAGUCUGAAGUGGAAAAAGGAAAAUAUUAACUCCACGAUGCCUCGACCGGUAAAAUUGUUUUACGAUCUACUCUCAACACACUCGCGAGCCCUGUACAUGUUCUUCGAGGCCACCAAGAUUCCGUACGAUCCGAUACCAGUUUGCACCACCAAAGGUGAACACCGUUCAGACGAGUACAAGGAAUGCAUCGGUCGGUUCCAACAAGUUCCCACCAUCAUCGACGGCGGUUUCAAACUAUCCAACGGCGUCACCAUUCUCAAGUAUCUAAUCCGCGAAAAGCUCAUCCCGGAACACUGGUACCCACGGGAUAGCAAACUCCGUGCCAAAAUCGACGAGUACCUCGAAUGGCAACAGGACAGCGGCUCGAAAGCAUUCAACGCUUUCGUUCAAGAAAAAUGGAACCUCGCUCUACGGGACGAACGUUCCUCCGAACAGAAGGUAGAAGAAUACCGCCAACAGGUCGACCAAACGCUGAACCAACUGGAACAGAACUGGAUCGAACCGGGACGGUUCAUCAUCGGUGAUCGAAUUACGAUUGCCGACAUUCUGGCUGCUUGCGAGGUCGAGCAGCCGAAGAUUGUCGGACUGGAUCCGUUCGAGGGACGGCCCAAGCUGGCCGCUUGGUUGGAGAAGGUACGCUACACAAUGACACCGUACUACCAGGAAGCGCAUCAGGAUUUCUACAAGUUUACCGACAAGGCGGCCCUGCGCCAGAACUGAUGAUCCCAAGGCCGACCGGACCAACCCCCGGAUUGCGUGUUUGUUGUGUAAUGUUAGACGUGUAGAUGUAUUAUAUACAUUUUAUAUAUAUAUAUAUAUAUAUAUAUUUCUGUAGAUAUUAGUACUUACUG
Messenger RNA from Topomyia yanbarensis, 1127 nucleotides. RefSeq names its product glutathione S-transferase theta-2-like. Bases 313 to 996 code for a protein of 227 amino acids. The record is from RefSeq and is a predicted model, not a curated record. NCBI's taxonomy places the organism in Eukaryota, Metazoa, Arthropoda, Insecta, Diptera, Culicidae. The transcript is spliced from 2 exons. Gene Ontology annotation, molecular function: glutathione transferase activity. Gene Ontology annotation, cellular component: cytoplasm. Gene Ontology annotation, biological process: glutathione metabolic process.